AUGUCCACUCCAGACCGACAUAACGGACUACAGUAUCUGCCUGCGAUACCAUUCGAGACUGUCCUCACAUAUGUGGAUCUCGAGUCGAUCAAGGCACUGCGUCUAACAAACCGAACGCUCGCCGAGAAGUGCAUUGGACCCCGCUUUUUAAAGUCCAUCGAACAUCCUACUCUGGACUUCUCGCUGCAGAAAAUUCGUAACCUUCUUGUCUUAACUCGCGAUCAUGUCAUCAGCCAGAAGGUUCGUUCUCUGGCAUUCUUCGCUACAACCAUAGAUUCUUCAAGAUUGGAGAAGAGCAUAAUAUCUGGAAAAUACAUUGAGCGGGUAUCCUUCGGGUUCAGGCAAUCGUAUGAGAAGACUAAGGAGGUGUAUACCCCCGAGGGACUUUCAAACGCCAAAUCCGACCUGAUCUGGCUUAAAGAACAGGAAGAGGCUAGAGACAAGGAGUCAUCAAGCGAGACGAUCCAGCUCCUUCAGCUUGUGUUCAAGCGGUUUGAGAAUUUGCAGUCUAUCCAUUUAGACGGCGCGGUCAUCUACAGACGUACGGACAGAGGAUAUCCUUCUAACGGGAAGUGGUAUUCGUUUUGGUUACGAGCCUGGCAUGUUUUCACGAUGGUUAUGACGGCGAUGGUGCAAACAGGGGUCUCGAUGAAGAAACUCAAUUUCUAUCGCGGGACUCGUCGGUGCUGCAUUCCAGCUGGUAAAAUCACCGCCUACGCAUCAGGUCUGAGCCAAACAGAGCUAGAGGUGCUCUGCAAGGGCCUGCAAUCGCUCGAGCUCAGCAUUUCGGGGGAGAUAAGCGAUGCUUUUGGCCUCGCCAAAGCAGAUCCACCAUGGGAAUGGGACGAGGAGGAACCCCCGGUCAGACCAUCUGGCUCACCGAUGGAACAUUUAUUCUCAGGAGACGAUCCUCGGGCCGCGCUAGCAGAUGGGACACCAGGAAUUACAUCCCUUUUUCUCAAGAAUGCGUUUGAUCUCCGAGAGCUCAGCUUGACUUUCCGUCGUACCGUGCCACCAGGUUCGAGCUUAAUGAACAGCUACGACGGUAUUAUUCACAGUAUCGCCCAUGACACUCGGUUUCCGAUGCUGGAAUCAUGUUCCUUCGCUGGAUUUCCGGCCAAGAUGGAUUCGAUUCUGCUUUUCCUCAAAAACCAUUCCAAUCUUCGUUCGUUCACGCUGCAUGAGUGUUAUCUGACUACUGGGUCAUGGACACCGAUCUUUGCUCAUCUGGACCGAUCAAUGCCAAGGCUCGAGAAUCUCAGCUUCUCCAACUUAUUUGGUAAACACAUGCAGAAUCUGAGAUAUGCGCAACCACUGAGGAAUUUUGGGGAAUCGAGUGACAACGAGCAGGAGCAACAGAGCCACCCACUAAUUGGCGAGCGGGAGGGUGUUGGCAUGGUGGUUUUGCUGCCAAUUUGGGACACCGAUGAGCCGGAGCACCAGAAAGAGUUCCUAAGAAUGAACGGGAGAGCUGUGCACACCAGAACCUUCACCCGCGAUGAACUGAAGAAAGGGCUUGUGUUUCGGCCGCUACAUCCAGACGGAGGUCGGCCUCUCGGCUCUCCUCACUAUACAAACUGGUAUCAUCGACGUGAGGACCAAUAUGGGCUUCUGAAAUAG
Messenger RNA from Aspergillus sclerotioniger CBS 115572, 1620 nucleotides. RefSeq lists its product as uncharacterized. The transcript has a single exon. The coding region runs from base 1 to 1620 and encodes 539 amino acids. The record is from RefSeq and is a predicted model, not a curated record. Lineage: Eukaryota; Fungi; Ascomycota; Eurotiomycetes; Eurotiales; Aspergillaceae.